Trichosurus vulpecula (common brushtail) is the source of this 2484-nucleotide messenger RNA. RefSeq names its product bile acid-CoA:amino acid N-acyltransferase-like. Bases 250 to 1509 code for a protein of 419 amino acids. Gene Ontology annotation, molecular function: fatty acyl-CoA hydrolase activity. NCBI's taxonomy places the organism in Eukaryota, Metazoa, Chordata, Mammalia, Diprotodontia, Phalangeridae. Gene Ontology annotation, cellular component: peroxisome. Gene Ontology annotation, biological process: acyl-CoA metabolic process; fatty acid metabolic process. The transcript has 5 exons. The record is from RefSeq and is a predicted model, not a curated record.
CAUUUUGCUGACUUGCCUCUCAUGGCCUUCUUCUGCCAUGGUGUUUUUAGUACUGUUUUAACAGUAAACUAUAAGAGGUACCAGUAAAGGAAGGUGGCUUGAGAAAAGCUACUGGAAAGAAGAGACAGUGGGAAAAUCCAGCUACUGGCUUUUUCAGAAGUCAACUGCAGUUUCAAAAGCUUCAGACCAGACUUUCAGGUUUGAUUGAAAACCAUCCAGUAGAAACUUCUCUAGUUUGGGAUUCUAACAAUGGUCCGGAUAAUAGUCCACCCAAAAACGGCUCUUGUCGAUGAGCCAGUGUACAUCCGAGUAACGGGACUUCUUCCUAACCAGCUGGUAGUACUGCAGGCAAAAGUGACAAAUGAGAAAGGAGAGCUGUUUUUUUCUGAAGCCUUCUAUAAGGCUGAUGAAGGUGGAGAGAUAGACCUGGAGCAUGCAGCAGCACUUGGAGGGGACUAUUUGGGCAUUCAUCCCAUGGGCCUCUUCUGGUCCUUGAAAUCUGAGAAGACUUUUUCUAGGCUAUUGAAACAGGAUGUGAUGAACAGUCCCUUCCUGGUUCAACUGUCUGUAUGUGAUUCUGACAUAUUUUUCAAAGACUCACCUGCAUCUGUUAAGGCCAGUGAGACUGUGGAGCGAUGGUACUCAGCACCUGGAGUACAAAGAAUCCAGAUAAGGGAAGGUCGAAUUCGAGGAAUUCUGUUUAUCCCACCGGGAGAAGGACCUUUCCCUGGAGUAAUUGAUUUAUUUGGUUUCAUUGGUGGACUGAUUGAGUUUCGGGCCAGUCUCUUGGCCAGUCGUGGCUUUGCUACAUUGGCCUUAGCUUACUUUGACUACGAAGACCUGCCCAAAAGGUCAGAGGAUGUGGAUGUCGAAUACUUUGAAGAAGCAGCUGAUUUCCUCCUAAGCCAUCCUAAGGUGCUUGGUCCAAGCAUCGGUGUAGUUUCAUUGAGCCAAGGGGCCCAGGUCGGGUUGGCAAUGGCAGUAUUUCUGAAGCAGGUGGCAGCCACAGUCUGCAUCAGUGGUUUCUUUUUUUCGGUUGGAUGUAUCAAGUAUAGAAAUGAGACCAUUCACUCAAUAAAUACAUUUCCCGAAAGGGCAAGAAUAAAUAAUUUGGGGCUAUUAGAGAUACAUUCUAUGUUAGGAAACCCUCAAGAAGAGGCAAAUAAGCAUGCUCUCCUGCCAGUAGAAAGGGCCCAGGGUCAUAUCCUAUUCAUUGUUGGAGAGAAGGACUAUAACAUGAAUAGCAAAGCUUAUGCUGAGCAAGCAAUGGAGCAGCUGAGGAGACAUGGGAAAAGCAAUGGCACUCUACUCUCCUAUCCAGGAGCUGGGCACCUGAUAGAACCUCCCUAUUCCCCCUUGUGUUUGGCCUCACCAAACCCCCGUAUCCGGAGGCCUGUUUUCUGGGGUGGUGAGACUGUCCUUCAUGCCGAAGCCCAAGAACAUUCCUGGAAAGAGAUUCUGAAGUUCCUCAGACGUCACCUCAGCCCAGGCAGCAUCAGCAAACUGUGAAGUGAUGGAUGGCUCCCAGAGGUCUUCCAGCCUGGUGAAGCUCAUGGAUCUCUGCUCAAAAUAAUGUCCUGCAGGUCAUGUGAUGAAAUACAUAAGGUUACAAAGGAAGUUGAUUCUAUGGAAAUAAAGGUAUUUUUUUUCCCAAUCUGAAUUCAUGGUCCCCCUCAUUUAACAAAUGAGGAAAUGGGGACCAAGAGAAAGAAAGUGACUAGGCUGCCGUAAAAGAGUCUGUGGUCAGAUUGAACUAGACAUCCAGGUUUGACUAAAUAUUCACACCCUUCCUCUUGGAGCUCCUUGUGAGUCUAGGUAUUGCAACCAAAUUUAUAAACCUCAGAUUCAAGGUCAGUUAUGCUGGAUUAGUAGAAUGUAAACUCCAUGAGGACAAAGAUUAUUUUUCAUUUUUGUCUUUGUACCUAUAGUAUUUAUCACAAUGCCUUAAGGACACGUAGUAGUAGCUGAUGGAUAAAUCUUGAAUUAGAUUGAAUUUAAUUCACUAAUCAAAAUAGUAGAGAGAGAACUGAAAUUUAUUGGAUCCUGGUGAUGGCAUACUUGUAUAUACUUCCCUUUCUCUCCAUUCACAUGGUUAACCAGUUCCUUCUUGCUAUAGUCUAUCCUCCUUAGUACUGUUACUCAUCUUCCUUACACAUUGCUAUAUUUUCAUCUCAUCAGAAACCUUCAGUGGGCAGCUGGUUGGUUGAUCUUUCUACCGUCCCCUCACCUCUCUGAUAGUUCAGCCAUUUUCAGUCUAACUGUUUUGGACUAAAGGUUGUUCCCCUUGUCAGGGAAGACAGAAUCAGCCAGGGUCAAAACUAGGAAUUUUUGGUUCAGUGGAAAGAACUGAGUUUAGAGUCAAAGAAACUAGGUUCAAAUCCUAGCCCUGACACCAGCUGCAUGAACCUGAGCAAGUCAUCAGGCAAUCUCAGGUCCUCAGAUUUCUCCUCUAUAAAAUAAAGGUAUUGGAGCUAUUUGGUUGGA